ACUGUAACCGGCAAAUGCAUUUGUGAGGGCUAAUUAGAGAACAGAAAUAAUUCAACAUUAUAAAACACUGGUGAAUGCUUGACAGAAAAAAACUACUUUCAGCCUUUAGCGACUUUUAUUUGAUUUUAUUCCACCACGUCCUUUCCAUGUAAUAUUGUGGAACGAUUCAACCAGGUUCAACGUCAACGUUACCUCUGAACUCAACUUGCAAUAAUGGCAAGCUGCAUGAAUUGGCAUGGGAAACGAGCUACAAUGGAUUAACUGAGAGAAGGAGCAAGCCCGGAGGAUAGGGGCCCUCAUUCUACCAUGGCCUCAGAACUCCAUGAGACAAUAUUUAUGGCAAAGCAGGAACGCCACAAGAAUUUGUUUCUCAAUUACAGGAAUCUGAACAACUUUCCUGUGGAACUUUUGAAAGAUGAGGGACUGCAGUUUUUGGAAAGACUUUACAUGAAGAGGAAUUCCCUUACAAGUUUGCCUGACAAUCUUGCACAAAAGCUUCCAAAUUUGAUCGAACUGUAUUUGCACUCAAACAAUAUUGCCAUCAUUCCUGAAGCUAUUGGCAAUUUAGCCAAGCUACAGUCCCUGGAUCUGAGUGACAAUGCCCUGCAGGUUAUCUGUCCUGAGAUUGGUCGGCUGAGGUCUUUACGCCACUUGCGAUUGGCCAACAACCAGUUGAAGUUCCUUCCUCAGGAGAUCGGGGAGCUGCGUGAGCUGGAGACCCUGGACUUGUCCAUGAACCUGCUGAGCUCUCUGCCUGAGCGGCUCCACCAGUGCCUGUCCCUGCAGUGCCUGACGGCCGACCGCAACAACCUGCGCUGCUUCCCGCGCCAGCUGUGCCAGCUGCACAGCCUCAACGAGCUCUCCAUGGCCGCCAACUGCCUGGCCUCGCUGCCCCUCGAUCUCGGGCGCUCACGGGAGCUGCAGUUUGUCUUUGUGGACAACAACAUUCACCUGAAAGGCCUUCCAUCCUACCUGUACAACAAAGUCAUCGGCUGCAGCGGGUGUGGGUUGUCAGCACAGGUGUCUGAUGUGAAGCUGGUCACGCUGGCGCUGGGGGAGAUGACGGUGACCCUGCCGGCGGAGGUGAAGGCCAUCGGCUCGGAGCUGGAUCAGGUGGUGCCCCUGGAGGAGCUGGCCAUGAGGGCCCUGCACAGCAUGUACAACGGCCCCCCAAAAGGUGUGAAGAUCCUGCCUCCCAUCCUGUUGCCUAAGAGCCUGCUGGACCUCCUGCAGUGCCCGCUGGGACACUGUCACCGCUGCAGCCAGCCCAUGUUUACCAUCGUCUACCCCAAGCUCUUCCCCCUGCGCGAGACGGCCCUGGCGGGCGUCCACAGGAGAACCACAGUGAGUUUUGUGGCAUAUUGCUGCUCCAGUCAGUGUUUGAGGACAUUUGACCUGCAGGGAUGACAACCGUAGGUGCGGCGCCCUCUCUCUCUCUCUCUCCCUCUCUCCCUCCCUCCCUUCCUCCCUUCCUCCUGUUCUCCUCUAAAAGUGCACUGAAGGCUGCCUUCAUCCACAUGAAAGAAAAGGAGGAUUGUGUUUUUCGUCCCUCUCUCUCUACGGCUGCUACAGCUAAACGGACUAUAGAGAGUAGGUGCUGCACUUCUCUCAUCCCACGAACCACUUAUGAAGGAGAGAGCCCCAGCAAAUGGACAUGGGGCCAACAAUGGCGAUGAAUGUCUCCCACCCCACCCCCCCACCCCUUCCCUCCUCCAUAGCUCACAUGUCCCAUGUUUAGUAACAGUCAUCAGGCUCUGACAGGGUUUUAAUGCUUUUCAUUUAACCUGAUCAGAAAUGAGCGUGGAAUAAGCGGAACAUUCUGGAAUGUUGCAUUCAUCAUCAUCAUCAUCAUCAUCAUCAUCAUCAGUCGAUCCAGUAAUUUAGCAGUGUCAAGUCAUCGCCAGCAAAUACUACACAUCUGACUACAAGCGGAUGAAGAACUCUCCUUUCUCCUCGUCUGAGAGAGAAAGCAAAAAUCUACUUUCCUAGUUAUUUUCAAAUGUGUAUUUAUUAGCAUUAAUGUGUCAUGGUGGCAAAGAUAGCUCAAACAAAUAUAUUUUGGUCUACAAAAACAUAUCGAUUGUCAUAGUGAAAAAAAAGUAUUUUAAAAGGAAGCGUUUGGUCCCAAAUACUGUUUUGGAUAUUGGAGAAAAUUGCAUAAAGUGAGAUAUAUCUUAAUCAGUCACCACAAAAAAGUGCAUUUAUACAUUUGUUUUUUUUUAAAGAAAAUGCCUUUGGUGUUUCCAAGGUCGCACCAAGUGUAGAGAAACGAGGCUGCCAUCAGAUUGGAAGAGUUUUGGUGCUGAGUGACUGUGUUCAGUUUACUUGGGGAGUGGGCCCAAGGCUCACGUGCAUUAGAUUGUACACUAUCUAGUUUGUGUGCUUCCUCUGAUGUAUUCUGAAGUUUGCACUUGAAUGAAACUCCCAGCUGGCUUUGUGAGAUGCGAUCCAAAAUUGUGAGCUAUACGCACACACACACACACACAGAAAGAAACUCAGUGUUGGCCUGAUAAUUAAGGCUCUUUCAGUGACUGCGUUGUCAAGCCCCUUGAAUGAAGGCCAAAAUGAACAGAUUGUGAAGUUCGGAAAACCUGUGAAACAAACGUACAGGCUCAAACAUUGACUGGAAGAAUUGUGAGUGUGGAUCAUAUGAAGACAUUUACUGCUUGAAUCUCAACACACUGUCUGAAAAGGUGAAACGGAUCAUUACAUCUCUUUACACGGCUCACACGGUGGCUGUUACAACCUACUAGAUGAUUAUAACUAAUGUCUCAUUUGCCAACAAUAAAGGGGGUUUAUUUCAUAGUUUGGUCACCAAGCAUUUCGUUCAAUAAGAUGAAGGAAGGUGGCAUACAUAGUGGAAUUAAGGGGUUUUUAAGCGGUCCUUCAUUUUAACUGAUUUUUGUACAUUGUGUUUACUCUCUGUAAGAAAAUCUAAUUUAUGAAUAAUUGCUUUUGUUUGAAUGUCUGACAUUUGGCAAUAAUCAUUCUAAAUGUU
Messenger RNA from Sardina pilchardus (European sardine), 2998 nucleotides. RefSeq names its product leucine rich repeat containing 28 (gene lrrc28). Lineage: Eukaryota; Metazoa; Chordata; Actinopteri; Clupeiformes; Clupeidae. The record is from RefSeq and is a predicted model, not a curated record. Gene Ontology annotation, molecular function: protein binding. Gene Ontology annotation, biological process: signal transduction. The transcript is spliced from 10 exons. The coding region runs from base 307 to 1407 and encodes 366 amino acids.